Messenger RNA from Phragmites australis (common reed), 2656 nucleotides. RefSeq lists its product as uncharacterized. The coding region runs from base 179 to 2476 and encodes 765 amino acids. The record is from RefSeq and is a predicted model, not a curated record. NCBI's taxonomy places the organism in Eukaryota, Viridiplantae, Streptophyta, Magnoliopsida, Poales, Poaceae. The transcript has a single exon.
CUCCAGCAUUAGAUGCAAAGAUGGAGCAAACCUUGCCUUGCAACCACGCGAUGCCGAUAUUUUCGUUCGGCUUCGGCUGGGAGCUUUGCCUGCAUGCAUAUAUACUAGACGAUUAGCAUAUAUCGAUGCGUGCAAACUGAAACUAUUCCUCCUAGUAUCAUCCAUUCUUGGUAGAACGAUGAGCAGCCAAACAAAUCACAGUAUUACUAAUGAUCUUCUUAUGCCCUUGUGCAAGGACACAAAUAUUGACAAGUACGUCGGCAACCUCACGAGCACCUACGCCAACAAGAGCAAUGAGGCCCCCAUGGUAGCGGCCUCUGUCGUCAUGUUCCUCCUCGCCGGUCUCUUCUUUAACCUCAACCUCUUCAGCCGCUUCUCUGAUGUCAGCGCCAUCCUCAACCCCAAAGUCCGCGUCUUCCUCUCCUCGGCGCUCUCGCUCUUCCUCCCCGUCAUGUCCUACCUCUUCUCCGAAGCCAAGAAUACCGGCACGGUGAGCUCCGCUGCAGUGAGCCAGAAGUCCGACCUCUCCCUGCGGGCCGGCGUGAUCCUCGUGUGGAUGCUCCUCGUGGAGCUCCUCCGCAAGAAGGUGGACGAGAUCCACAUGCGCGGAUACUCGAGCACUAUCCAGCGCGCCGGCCGCGUCAUCUGGCUGGGGAGCCUGGUCUUCUUCAACAUCCGAAGCGCCGGUCGGAAGGCCUUCUUCGGCAUCCUUUGGGUCCUUUGCGCUGCCAAGGUGGUGCAGAGGAUCGCCUUUACGGAGGUCGGCAAGCGGUCAUAUGCCUACGGCAAGAACGCCCGGCUCAUCACCUCCUACAUGUCUCAGAGGCUGCGGCGAGAGCAGCACGACACCCGCGUCAUCGUCGAGCACACCGCCGUCGACCCGGGUGGAGACGACCUGCUGAAGAGGUCUGAGUUCAUCGUGAUGGGAGAAGAAGAGCUGAUCGUGGAAGCCACAGCCGAUGGCUACAUGCUCAAGGAGAUCUCCCCUGGUGGCACCGUCGUCACCGUCGGUAGAAUCUGGCGUGAGCUGAACAGCGCCAUAGAUCCAGACCAACGGCUCAAGAGGCUGUGCCUCUCCUUUUCGCUCUUCAAGCUGCUGCGGCGGAGGUUCGAGCACCUGCCGGUGACCCAGGCGGAGACCCAGGAGUGCCGUGACCUCAUCUUCAACGGCAUAUACAACAAGAAAGAAGAAAUGGUGGACGCGGUGUUCCAGAUGAUGAACACUGAGGUCAACUUCCUCAGUGAGUACAACCACUCCGUCAUCCCUGUCGUCUUCGCCAGCCCUUUCUUCUUCCUCGCCAACUACUUCCUGCUUCCCAUAGUAGUGCUUGGCCUGUGCCUCUUGACCGUCGUCCUCUGUGGCAACGGCGACGCGGGCUACGCCUUCCGUAAAAUCGAAACAGACAACUUCUUUAUACAAUCCGGCAUACUCCGCACAACCGCAUGCCUCCUUGUAAAAGCCAUCAGGUCGCCACCUGCAUUCUUCACUGCCGUCGACUUCUCCGUCACCUUCCUCCUCUUCAUCAUCUUCUUCUACGAGGAAAUCUGGGAGUUCAUCGUCUUCCUCUUGUCCAACUGGUUCAUGGUGUCACUGCUCUGCAACUACGUGGGUAAGCCCCAUUGGCUCAGCAGCACCACGUUCAGUGGCAUCGUCCGGCGCAUCAGAUGGGUACGGAGCAAGAUGAGGCAGCCUGCCCUUAGCUUCAGGCAAUUCUCUGUCCUCAACACUCGUUGGCCACUCCUCCUUGGCAUGCCGUCCAUGCUGUCGCUACUGCUGCGGACUGAGCUGGUGCCAAACAAAGCCAAGCAUUCCAUCAUGGAAAGCCUUGUGGCACAUAGCCUUGACAGCAGCCCUCCUCUGAGCAACGGCAAGUCUGUCCUUAUGGGGCAACAUCAGCUCUUGCCGGCGUGCGACAGCGAGAGCGUCGCCGAGGUCAUCCUCACCUGGCACAUCGCCACCAGCAUCUUCGAGGAGGCGUGCCCUCCUAACAGUAGCAGCGAGGUCAACAGGAGGGUGGCGACGAGGCUGUCCAGGUACUGCGCGUACCUUGUGGCCUUCCAUCCGGAGCUACUCCCCGACAACCCGGACAAGACGGAGAAGGUCUUCGAGGCCAUGAAGGCGGAGUUGAAGGGCAAGCUCACUUGCUGCAACUACUACUUCUCGCGGUGGCGCACAAGGGUCAGCAUGAUCGUGGACACAGAUAUGGCGGACUGGAAGGACAAGGAAGUGGUGCAUAAUGGUGCCAAGCUGGGGAAAUUGCUACAGAAAUAUGACAGUGAUCCGGAAGGAACGUGGAAGCUAUUGGCCGACGUUUGGACGGAGCUCAUCAUCUACGUGGCUCCGUCCAACGACGAGGAGCGCGUCAUGGGCCAUGAGAAGGUGCUAGUGGAGGGAGGAGAGUUCAUCACCGUGCUAUGGGCUUUGACCACUCACACCGGCAUAACCAGGCCCCGCCGAGAAACCGACUGCUGCUGAAUAGUGUUUUCUGUGUGUUUUGACCAGUGGCUUUGUGAUGUUUUGCGCCAUUGCCAGUGUCUUUUGAGCUAUGGUGUGCUUUGAUGGAGUUUGCGUGUAUUUUCCAUUUUGAUUCAAUCGACUCUCUCUUUACUGAGAGAGCCUUGCUGGGUGCAUAACUAACGGUUUCUUCUUUUGUUC